Molecule: messenger RNA, 842 nt
Organism: Anopheles coustani
Lineage: Eukaryota; Metazoa; Arthropoda; Insecta; Diptera; Culicidae
Exons: 2
Coding region: 1-840 (279 amino acids)
Source: RefSeq, a predicted model, not a curated record
AUGAUAUAUUCAAUUAGAAUAUUCGUAGCAGAAGGAAUAGAGCUAUCACAAUGCCUUCAAUGCCUCCGGUCGCUGGGUCGCUUUCACGCUUUAUCGUUGGCGCUUAAACACCAACAACCGGAAACAUUUCGGACAAUCGUCGACACGAUUCAGGAAACAUACUACAGUGCAGCUCUGGAACCCUGGUAUCGUAAUUUCAUGCAACGACUCGUGGCUAUUUCGAAGGACGCCAUUGCCGUGGAGAGUGCGUCCAAUGUGUACGAGUUUCCGGCAAACUUAAAAGAAGUUACUCAAUCUUUCCUCGAUAGUAACAUCUACCAUAUGAUGGCGGAGCUCACGCAUACGCGCAACCAAAACUCUUUAAUUACUCACGGUGACUGCUGGCUACCGAAUUUCCUCUUCCGGCCCGACAGUGUCCGGAUGAUCGACUUCCAGAUGGUACGUUAUGGGUCUCCUGCGCUCGACAUUAUCCUCUUCGUUUACACCUGUACCGAUCAAACUAUGCGCCAGCAUGGAUAUGAUGAAAUGUUGACGGCAUACUACCAGAGCUGUUGCGAUCAUCUCGCCGAUCUCGGUUCCGACCCGGACGUAGUGUUCCCACGCAGUGAACUGUCGAAUGAGUUGGAGCAAUUCGGACGAUUUGGGUGUGGUAUAGCCGUGGAAUCGAUACCGCUUUCACUGUUGGAUGAAACGGAAGUGCCAGACUUGGAUAAAAUCGAAACAACGGAAGCUCUUCCGCUGGAACAGGUAAUGACGGUGCGAAACAUCAAGACUUCUGCAGGUCGGCGUCGAUUGUUAGACGUGUUCCGGCAUGCCUACGAGUGUGGAUACUUGAAGUAAAG